GCCCCUCCUGGUGAGGCGGCCAUGGCCCGGCGGGGUUCCGGCUGAAGCGUGAAUAGCCUUAGUGGUCAUCAGGAGGAGAGAGCCUGCUCGCCGGUAGUCCGGAGAGUCGCCCGUCCUCCAGGCCCUGUUGUGGAGAGCAGUGUACUGGUAACACUAGCGCUCAGCGUCGGAGGGGGUCGCGUAGGAGCCCGUCAUUGUGCAAAAGCAUGUUCCUGUAAUGGACACCUGUCAUAACGCUAACAUUAGAAAGAAAACACUCAGAUCAUCAAUGCAAUUGCACUGAGACAUAGUGCUGUCUCCUCCAGCACUGUCCAGGAAGUGUCUCUGAGAUCUGACCGUCCGUUUCCCUGCGCUGCCUCAGCACCUGUUACAAGGACUGCGUGGCACCAUGAGGGUUCUCUUACUGAAGGAUGCCAAGGAGGAUGACAGUGGCCAAGAUCCGUACGUCCAGGAAUUGGGAUUGUAUGGACUGGAAGCCACCCUGAUUCCUGUUUUAUCAUUUGAGUUUUUGUCUCUUCCCAGUUUGUCAGAGAAGCUGUCUCAUCCUGAAGGCUUUGGGGGACUCAUUUUUACCAGCCCCAGAGCAGUGGAAGCAGUGAAACUGUGUUUGGAGAAAGACAAUAAAACUGAAGUCUGGGAAAAGUCUCUGAAAGAAAAGUGGAAUGCUAAGUCUGUGUACGUGGUUGGAAAUGCUACUGCUUCUCUGGUGAGUAAAAUCGGCCUGGAUGGAGAAGGAGAAAACUGCGGGAACGCAGCACAGCUUGCAGAGUACAUUUGUUCCAAGGAGUGUCCGGCCGUGCCUCUUCUGUUUCCCUGUGGAACCCUCAAAGGAGACACCCUUCCGAACAUGCUCAAGGACAGAGGGAUUCCCAUGGAAAGCAUCAAUGUUUAUCAGACAAUCCCACACCCUGGGAUCCAAGGGAGCUUGGAGAACUACUAUUCCAAGAAGGGUGUCCCGGACAGCAUCACAUUUUUCAGCCCCUCUGGCCUUAAGUACAGCCUUGAGUACAUUCAAGAGUUAUCUGGUGACAGCUUUGACCAAAUUAAGUUUGUCGCCAUCGGGCCCACCACAACUCGUGCUCUGACUGCCAAGGGCCUGCCUGUGAGCUGCACGGCAGAGAAGCCCACUCCACAGGCCCUGGCCACCGGCCUCACAAAGGCCCUGCAGCCCCAGAGCUGCUGCUGAGGCAACGGGGGCGGUGGCCCCAUGGCCAGGCCCCGCCCCGGGGGUGAGGGCAGCCUGCUGUCGCCCCAGGGAUGGAUCCCAAAACCAGACAGGGAAACUUGGGAAGCUGGCACUGUCACCAUCCUCCCUGAUGUGGGAGCAUCUAGAGCAGAGAUGGACCCAGCCCUGGGACUGGCAUCAUCAGCCCACACACACAGCACUGCCCUCCUGGAAGUGUAACUUGGAACCCAACCCUGUGUACACUGGCUCCGGAGCCGGCCGAGCCGCCUGCGCCUGGCAGGAAGGAGAGAAAUAAACCACACGGGAGACUUG
Jaculus jaculus (lesser Egyptian jerboa) is the source of this 1498-nucleotide messenger RNA. It is a transcript of the gene Uros, whose product is annotated as uroporphyrinogen III synthase. The record is from RefSeq and is a predicted model, not a curated record. Gene Ontology annotation, biological process: uroporphyrinogen III biosynthetic process. Gene Ontology annotation, molecular function: uroporphyrinogen-III synthase activity. The transcript is spliced from 10 exons. Bases 389 to 1186 code for a protein of 265 amino acids. NCBI's taxonomy places the organism in Eukaryota, Metazoa, Chordata, Mammalia, Rodentia, Dipodidae.